Messenger RNA from Dendrobium catenatum, 715 nucleotides. Its product is annotated as 40S ribosomal protein S5-like. Lineage: Eukaryota; Viridiplantae; Streptophyta; Magnoliopsida; Asparagales; Orchidaceae. The transcript has 3 exons. Gene Ontology annotation, molecular function: mRNA binding; rRNA binding; structural constituent of ribosome. Gene Ontology annotation, biological process: ribosomal small subunit assembly; translation. Bases 122 to 697 code for a protein of 191 amino acids. Gene Ontology annotation, cellular component: ribosome; cytosolic small ribosomal subunit. The record is from RefSeq and is a predicted model, not a curated record.
AUGACGGUCCAUGACUACAAUGCUACAUAAAUUGCUCCUCUCCGCCUAACUCGCUAGGGUUUUUAUCGCUGCCGCAUCUGGUUCUCUCCGAAUACCAGCGAGAACUCUCCGAAUACCAAUCAUGGCGGCCGCCCUGUCCUCUCCACCACAAUCCUCUGGUUUGGCCUCGCCCACCGAUGUUAAGCUCUUCAAUCGGUGGUCUUUCGAAGAAAUCGAGGUUUCUGACAUGUCACUUGCUGACUAUAUUGCGGUAACUCCUUCGAAGCAUGCAACCUAUCUUCCACACACAGCUGGACGUUACUCUGUAAAAAGGUUCAGGAAAGCACAGUGUCCCAUUGUUGAAAGAUUGACGAAUUCAUUGAUGAUGCAUGGUCGCAACAAUGGGAAGAAACUGAAGGCUGUUCGCAUCGUUAAACAUUCUAUGGACAUUAUUCAUCUCCUUACUGAUACAAACCCAAUCCAAAUCAUAGUAGAUGCUGUCAUUAAUAGCGGUCCACGAGAGGAUGCUACUAGAAUUGGAUCUGCUGGUGUUGUUAGGCGUCAGGCUGUUGAUAUUUCGCCUCUGAGACGGGUUAAUCAAGCGAUAUAUCUUCUCACUACAGGUGCUCGUGAGAGUGCUUUUCGAAAUAUCAAGACAAUUGCUGAAUGUCUUGCCGAUGAAUUGAUUAAUGCAGCUAAGGGUUCUUCCAAUAGGUGAGCAUUUUUCCUUGUGUGA